UGUGAAUAUUGUGAUAAAGUCUUUAAGAAAUGGAAUCAACUACAACGCCAUACAAAAUCACAUGAUGAUGACAAACCAUUUCAAUGUAGUUCUUGUACAGCAUCAUUUAAUGUUGAAGAUAAUUUAAUUUUACACGAAGCCACCCAUGUUGGAGAGAACAAAGAUCCCAUCUGUCCAGAAUGUGGGAAGAAAUUUUCCCGUGUGGCCUCACUCAAGGCUCAUAUCAUGCUACACGAAAAAGAAGAGAAUUUGAUGUGCCCUGAAUGUGGAGAUGAAUUUGGAUUACAGAGUCAGUUAGACAGACAUAUGCAGGAACAUAGACAAGAACAUGUGGGUGUACGGGUGUUUCCAUGCCGACAAUGUCAUCAGGAAUUUACAAAAUUAUCACUUCUCCGACAACACAUGAAACAACAUUAUAAAGUCCGGGCAUCUCUAUCCCAUCGUACGUAUAAACGAGAUAUUGAUAGAUCUGGUUUUAGUAACAGAUGUAAACAUUGUAAUAAACACUUUCAAAAACCCAGUCAGUUACAAAGACAUGAGAGAAUACAUACAGGUGAAAGACCAUUUAAAUGUGAUGAAUGUGACAGAACUUUCAAUCAAAAAGGAGCUUUACAGAUUCAUAAAACUAAACAUACUGGUAAAAAACCUCAUACUUGUGAUUUCUGUCCCUCAGCCUUCUCACAACGUGGAAAUCUUAGAGCCCAUAUUCAGAGAGUUCACACCCUAUCGAAGGAUUCUGAAGGUCCAACAUAUGAAUGUGGAGAAUGUAGUUGUAUGUUUAAAAAACUGGGAAGUUUAAAUGCUCAUGUGAGUCGAGCUCAUUCAGACCCUGCUGUAAGUUAA
Lottia gigantea (owl limpet) is the source of this 843-nucleotide messenger RNA. RefSeq lists its product as hypothetical. NCBI's taxonomy places the organism in Eukaryota, Metazoa, Mollusca, Gastropoda, Lottiidae. The record is from RefSeq and is a predicted model, not a curated record. Gene Ontology annotation, biological process: regulation of transcription by RNA polymerase II. The annotation marks the transcript as partial. Gene Ontology annotation, cellular component: nucleus. Gene Ontology annotation, molecular function: RNA polymerase II transcription regulatory region sequence-specific DNA binding; DNA-binding transcription factor activity, RNA polymerase II-specific. The transcript has 5 exons.